AUUAUAGCGCCAAUCAGAUCAGACCUCGGUUUCCUAGCUGCGGUUGCUAUGUGACUCAAGAUAAACAUUCUAUCAGAAUAUCCUGGAAUUUGAUACAAAGUAGCCAGCAAAGUAGCCAGUUUAAGCUUCUCUCUUCAGAAUGAAACAUGGUAGCUAACAACUAGGCAUGUAAACCCGUGUGUAUGUUUGUAAUAUUUUGUUGGGUAGGCUACUUAUUUUUAUAUCAACUUGUUGAUAUGCUAACGAGAUGAAUUUGAUAGAAAGGAAUGCAACCAACACCUGGAAAUACACCGAAAGAUUCCCGAAUAUUCGAAGGGCUGGGAAACUUAUUCCUGUAGGUGACAGAGCUAAGACUUGCUUACAAGAAAUAUCACCCAAGCCCCAAACCCCACCAGUAGUGAGGAAGUUUCUCAACACAACACGCCCAGGUGCAGGGGCUAUCCGAGUAUUCCAUGGGAAAGCCAACGACCCUGAUAUUGCCAGUACUCUAGUUCAUGGAGUCCGUAGCCAAGCUUCUAUUUCUGGUGGAUUAUUGAUCAACCCACCACCUAAGACCAUCUAUCAACAGAGGUUACAUCAGCUCCGUGAAGCUGGGUAUUCCACCAAUCAAAAAGCCCCGCUGGGCAGGUCACAUGAUCAGAGCCCUGGUCUUCCAAAUUGGCUCGACAUUGGCAAAGCAUCAUUUGGUGUGAAAUCACCCAAAAGUGCAGCUGCAGGUGCGAUUAUCAACCCACCUAAAAGCGCGGAGCAGGUGGAGACAGAAGCUCAGGAGGGACACCAGUCUUAUAUCCACUCCCACAAUGCCUACUUUGUCAGUGAACAUGUUGAUAGGAAAUACAAGUGGAGCCGUUAUGGAAAGGACGGCAGGUUCGGAAUACCUACUCCCCACCACAACGAUGGACGCAGUGUCUCCAAAUCUCUCCACUGGUUGUGUGAUACUCAGAAGCAUAACAGUGCUAAGUUUGUUUCUCAGAGAUGUGAUGACUUCAGGGAAAGGACACAGCCACAGGUUGGCAAAGUGCAUGACCCCAUAGCAGACACAUUGAAAGUGCCAGCAAGUCAUACAUUUGGAAUCUUGAUGCGGCCAGAUGACUUUGGCGCGGGUGACCUUCUCCACUCCACCCCUCCAGAAGAGUACCAGAGAGGCACAGACAGACAGCGCACCCUGGUCAGUGCUGUACGCCAGCACCUCAAGAAGGUCAACUUCCACCACUUUAACUCCCUGCUGCAGGCCUUCAGGCACUACGACAAGAAGGGUCAGGGUGUGAUCGACAGGGAGGACCUGCAGGACGUGUGUCGUCAGUUUAACCUGGACCUGAGUGGGCCGGUGCUGGAUGACUUGAUGGAGUACUGUGACGUGGACAAAGACGGACUCAUCAACUUUCUGGAGUUCGCCAACUUCCUCAACUGGAAGGACAAAAUGCCCAUCAGUAAAGUGGAGCAGUGCAUUCUGACUAGUGAGCGUAAGACCAGCACAGCCCCAGAUAACAUGCAGAGAGAGGCUCUCCCUGUGAGACCUGCAGCCUUGGAGGCUUUGGCCAGACCGGAGGACCUGGAGCCUGCAGAAGUGGGCAGCAUGCUGAAGACCCCCAAGACCCUCAGCAGACCCAGGACCGUCCAGGACCGCUUCGUCACCUCCUCCUCUCUCAUCCGGGCUGUCGUCGGUGGUCUCCCUACAACCAGUCAGUUGUGGUUGUGUUGUCUUGUAACACUUCACUGCCCAGACUAUCGUAUGUACGGGACCCCCACAGUGCGCACCGACCUGGCGGCCCCGCGGAUCAAGCGUGUCAGCGACAGCACUAACUACGGUGACCAGACCACGGCCUUUGACCUCCUGUAUCCCACGCUGCACUCCCUAAGGGGAGUCCACAAGGAGCACUUCUUCUGCCCCCGCACCAAAGAGGAGAUCGCUGAAAUAUUCCGAAAUGUGGGCGUGAGUAUUUCCAAGGAGACAUUUGAGGAGGCGUGGAAGCUGGCAUCCAUGAGACACCCCACUGGGGACGUGUGUGUGGAGAUUUUCCGGGACGUUCUAAAGGAAAUUCAAGCUAAUUCAAUCUGAACAGUAUCUUUUACCUCCUCAGUAUCUAUUCCGUGAAAGAAUGUACUUCAAGUAUUACAUUUACAACACAAGUGUUAUACUUCUUUUUUUUCUUUGAGACUAACUAUUGUUAUAUUAACUGUCAUUAUCAUUAUUUUUGAUUGUUGACUGUAAUGUGUUUUCUUAUGUUGAGAGCAAUAAGCUGUUGCUAGAAUAAGGAAUGCUUACUCUUCCUGCAUGUGAUAAUAAACAGUUUCUACUCCUGAAACCUAAGUAAAUAUUGAGAAUUAUGAGUACCA
Coregonus clupeaformis (lake whitefish) is the source of this 2337-nucleotide messenger RNA. It is a transcript of the gene efhb, whose product is annotated as EF-hand domain family, member B. The coding region runs from base 248 to 2059 and encodes 603 amino acids. NCBI's taxonomy places the organism in Eukaryota, Metazoa, Chordata, Actinopteri, Salmoniformes, Salmonidae. The transcript has 13 exons. Gene Ontology annotation, molecular function: calcium ion binding. The record is from RefSeq and is a predicted model, not a curated record.